UACAAGUACGUGAAACGUGAGUGCACCGGCCGUGCUAACUAGCUGGCCUGCUUCGCGUGAGUUCAUCCAUCCAUCCGUCCACCAUGGCCUCCGACCGCCUCGCCGCCCUCAAGGCCUUCGACGAGACCAAGGCCGGCGUGAAGGGCCUCGUGGACGCCGGCGUCAAGGCCGUCCCGGACAUCUUCCGCCACCCUCCGGACCCACUCUCCCCGUGCACCAAGGUCGCCGCAAUCCCGGUCGUCGACCUCUCGGGCCCACGCUCUGAGGUGGUCGCCGCGGUGAGGGAGGCGGCGCGGACGGCGGGCUUCUUCCAGCUGGUGAACCACGGCGUGCCGGAGGCGGCCAUGUCGGGGAUGCUGGCGGCGGUGCGGCGGUUCAACGAGGAGCCCGCGGAGGCCAAGGCGCCCUACUACACGCGGGACGCCGCGCGGCGCGUGCGCUACAACUGCAACGCCGACCUCUUCCGGACCAUGGUGGGCAAGUGGCGCGACACCAUCUACAUGGACGACGUGGACCGGCUGGCGGCGGGCGAGGAGGAGGAGGUCCUCCCGCCGGCGUGCAGGGGCGUCGCGCCCAAGUACACGGCGCAGGUGCGGAUGCUGGGGCGCGCGCUCUUCGAGCUGCUGUCGGAGGCCCUGGGCGUGCGGCGCGGGUACCUGGCGGAGGAGGCCGGCUGCCUGGAGACGCUCAGCGUUGCCGGCCACUACUACCCGGCGUGCCCGGAGCCGCACCUGACGCUGGGCGCCGUCAGGCACAACGACCCCGGCUUCCUCACCGUGCUGCUCCAGGACGGCGUCGGCGGCCUCCAGGUGCUCACGGACGUCGAGGACGGCGAAGGGAACGUGUCCGCCGCGUGGGCCGACGUGCCGGCGGUGCCGGGGGCGCUGGUGGUGAACGUCGGCGACUUCCUGCAGCUGGUGUCCAACGACAGGUUCAGGAGCGUCGCGCACCGCGUGGUGGCCAACAGCGUGGGGCCCCGGAUGUCGGUGGCGUGCUUCUUCAGGGCCAAGGGAGCGACCGUGUGCGCCCCGGUGGCCAUGGACGGGGGUGGCCCGCCGCGCUACCGGACCGUCACGGCGGAGGAGCUGCUCCGCUCGUCCGGGAAGCAGAACGGGCUCCGCGACGUGAGGCUCUAGCUGGCGAGCCUCAAGAAAGCAGAGAGCAGAGACGAGGCGUGAAUGCUUAUUGGAACAUGGUGAUGAAAUGCUUGUCGAUGAAGUUGUAGCCUUGCAUGAAUUUGCUCAUCUUUGUCUGAAUAAAAAACAAUUUGCUUA
Aegilops tauschii subsp. strangulata is the source of this 1274-nucleotide messenger RNA. Its product is annotated as DIBOA-glucoside dioxygenase BX6. The record is from RefSeq and is a predicted model, not a curated record. NCBI's taxonomy places the organism in Eukaryota, Viridiplantae, Streptophyta, Magnoliopsida, Poales, Poaceae.